Messenger RNA from Plectropomus leopardus (leopard coralgrouper), 2228 nucleotides. The record is from RefSeq and is a predicted model, not a curated record. NCBI's taxonomy places the organism in Eukaryota, Metazoa, Chordata, Actinopteri, Perciformes, Serranidae.
CCGAUUCAAACAGCAGCGCGCGGACUGUCUCCAUUCUUCACCGUGUAAAUUACACAAUGUAGUGGUUUAAAAAACUCAAUGGCGACGUUAAAAGCAACAAACGCGUAGAUGUGACUUUAUUUUCCUGAACAGAAGAUACAGCCGAGCAUUUAUGUCGUCCUGAACUCCCCCGGUGACUGUUGUCAUCAUGUCCCAGACCAACAUCUCUCUCCUGGACGAGGUUGUGCAGUGGAGUCAGGAAACCUGCCGCCAGAACCUCAAGUCUGUCCUCCCAAAACUCACCUCUUUGCAUAAUAGCUCUGAGAGCUGGGACGAUCAUAUACGUAUACUGAAGAUCAUUACAGACAUGUUCCUCCCUCAUAUUGGUUUGUCUGAGCUGGAAGAUGAAUGUUUCUCCAAGAUCUUACCAAAGGCAGCGACGAUGUUUGACGGCAUGAUGAAAGAAAUCUUGGACCAAGUUAGAGAGCUGUCCAGUCAAAACACUGAACUGUGUGCCUUACUAAGGAACAUUUUGCAGGCAAUGAUGCAGAUAAUUGACGCAUUGUCCACUUGCGUGCGGCACAUCAGCACAUUUGAGGAAGCUCCUGACUUGGAUGCCAUCCGCUCGUUACCAACUUGCAUCCUGAAAGUCCUGAGGGAAACCUUUCAGCACUGCAAGGAGAGUGAGGUGGUUUACUGUGGCCGUCUGUCCCUGGUGGCUGACCUGCUUCAGGGACUCUUCAAAGAGGCUUACGCCCUCCAGAAAGGUCUGCUGGAUCUGCUGGACCGGCUCUCCCUCGACAGCAGUGCCUCCGAGGAAGAGGUUUCUGACAUUGUUACAGUGAUUCACAGCCUGCUGGAUAUCUGCUCUAUUAUCUCCAACCUGGACAUAGCACUGCAUGCAAACACAUGGAAAUUCCUCAUCAAACAGAGUCUGAAGUACCAGUCACUGGUGGAGGAACAUCUGCAUCACGGUAACAUCAGCAACAGCCUGUGUGACAACUUGUUGGCCUCCUUCCACCACUGUGUGGAGCUGGCCGAACAGAUUAAACACACUGGUCUUCAGGAGGCAACACAAAGCCCAGAAUACAAGCUGUUCCAGAAAACUGCAAAGAUGUGCAGAUUUUUUGCCAACACUUUGGUUCAUUACAUAAAGGAAUUCAAAUUUUUUCUGGCAAAGUAUUGUAGCUGCUUUCACCAACUCUACCUCCAGGUCAUCAGUAAGUUCCCUCCCAGCUUGUGUGCUCCAACACUGCCCUCAGCUCUGUCUGAGGAGCUGAAUGCAGCAGCUCUGGUUCCCAUGGAUGCCUUCCUGCUCCAGCUGCUGCCUUUAAGGCCCUUUGCUGAAGUUGUCCUCCAGCAGGAACCAGGCUUGUGUCCUGAACAUGAACUUCCUCAGUGUCUCUUACUGGUGAGCGUCCUGGGUCAGCUCACCUCCCAACCAGAGGAGGUACUACGGCUUUGGUACAACGGUAGCCAGUUUUCUGAGGAAACACCCAGACUUCCUCUCUAUCAGGCCUUGUUCACUAGUUUCAGGCGAUGCUAUACUGAGCGUCAGGUGCCGGUACUGUUGCCAGGGGUGAUGAUGAAGGGUCAGGCCCAGGUCCAGGUCACCCUACACAACCACAUCUGUGUGCAACUCUGUGCCAAUGUGGCUGCACUUUCCCCAGUGUACUUCCCCGUGCUGGAGCGUUGUUUGGUUAAUGCUGUACUGCAGACUGAUACUCAAACAACUCUACUGGCAACAGAUGUGUGGUGUUUUACAGCACGGUAUGGGACAGCAGAGCUUUGUCUACAUCAUGUCGUCCUUGUUGCUCAGCUGGUGAAAGCCUGCACCACUGAGUGUUACCAGUCGGUCCACCUGGGCCUGCUGCUCAAACGCAUGGUUUUCCUCAUGACGCCAAACCACCAGAAUGUACUUAAAGGUUCCCUCUGGAUCAAUCUCUACAACGGGGAUUUUAGCCAGAGCGUCUGCCAUAGCGACUGUGGCUUUAGUCAGAGCACCGGAAACCCUCAGACUGCCAAGAGGGAUCUCAUCGAAGGUACUGCUGAAACUACUGCACCACCUCCACAGUGGCUGGGAUCCAGACUACAGGAGCUCCAGACACUCAUAUCCCACAUCAGUACAGCCAGACACACAACCUAGCUGAUUUAUUUACUUCAUGUAUUGACAAACUAUUUCACCACAGUCUGGACCUCUAAAAGUCUGUGUACCUUUUGCUGCCGCUGCUGCUGAAAGGUUUCUCUUG